Messenger RNA from Plectropomus leopardus (leopard coralgrouper), 4056 nucleotides. Its product is annotated as atrial natriuretic peptide receptor 1-like. Gene Ontology annotation, biological process: intracellular signal transduction; cGMP biosynthetic process; receptor guanylyl cyclase signaling pathway. Gene Ontology annotation, cellular component: plasma membrane. Lineage: Eukaryota; Metazoa; Chordata; Actinopteri; Perciformes; Serranidae. The record is from RefSeq and is a predicted model, not a curated record. Gene Ontology annotation, molecular function: adenylate cyclase activity; ATP binding; peptide receptor activity.
GUCUCCCCGUCCUGGUCCGCUCCCAGUGUCUCUGUUAGUGUCUCAGUCUCUCGGUCUCCCGGUGAAUGUCUCUGUUAGUGUCUCUUUUUCGGUGUCUUUCAGUCAGUGUCGGUGUUUGGGCUCUCUGUUGGUCCGUCGGUCCUCAGAGGAUUUAGAGAUCACCUGCGGCUGUAGAAACGGUUUUUCGCGCCUGUAAAUGAUCAGACUUCACCUGCUGGAUUUCUCGUAAACUGGGCUGCCGCUGCAGUUUGGCGUUAACUGCAAACUCUUGGUGGACAAUGUGGAUUUUCGGGUUUUUUAGAGUUGAAAGCGCGUGAGCUCGUGCCGGGACGCCGACAGGUGAGCGCUGGAGUUGGGCUCAGAGUCUCGGAGAGUUUUCGGUCCGUUUCCAACAUUUAGGAUGUUAAAGGUUUUUCCGGAGCUUCAUCAGGAAACUCGGCGGUGAAAAGUCCACCGACAUUUCACCGAAUUCAUUUUCAAACGCGCGCGGGAUCCGAACCGGUUCUGUUUGUUUUCCAUCAAAGGAGCGAAGAGCGGACCGAUCGGACAGAUCGGACCGAACGGUUCGUAUCUCAGGAACACGACUCGGUGCCGGGGAGGGCACGCGCCAUGCACGGCUGGUUAGCGGCCCCACCGGCAGCGCCUCUCCCGUUUCAGAUCAGCGAAACUUCCGAAGAGCAUGAAGGGGGACGGACAGAGCCGCUGAGUUAACAGGGAUAAAUUAUUCAGCGGCGGCGGAAGUGGACAGCCGGCUGAAUUGGAGGAUGGCUCAUCGGAGGGAGGGUGCCUCUGUCCUGCUGGUCCUGCUGGUCCUGCUGGUUCUGCUAUACCUGCAGCUGGUCACAGGGAGAUCAUCUCAACACCGCAGCUUAAGACGUCAAACUCGCGGGCACCGUGAACCCCGGGUGCACCAGAACAUCACGCUGGCCAUUAUUUUACCACAGAGCAACACAGAUUACCCAUGGGCUUGGCCUCGCAUCGGUCCGGCCCUGGUGCGAGCCGUCAGAACCGUCAACGCCGACCCUGCCCUGCUCCCUGACCACCGCCUCGUCUAUGCCUUCAAGAACAGCGAAGACAAGGACGGCAUCUGUUCCGAGUCCAUCGCCCCGCUCAUGGCUGUGGACCUUAAAUUUGCGUAUGACCCCUGGGCUUUCAUCGGGCCUGGCUGCUCCUACACCGCCUCCCCUGUUGGUCUCUUCACCACACACUGGGAUGUUCCCAUGGUAACAGCGGGCGCACCUGCAGUCGCCUUUUACGGUGGAGUCUAUCCGUCCAUCACCAACACAGGCCCCACCCACAAGAAGCUGGGCAAGUUCGCCCUGCGGAUCUGCGAGCACUUUGGGUGGCAGGAGCAUGUGAUGCUCAUGUUCAGCGAUAACAAGGUGGACGAUCGGCCAUGUUACUUUGCCGUGGAGGGUUUGUACACGGAGCUGAAGAGCAUCAACAUCACCAUUGUCGACAGAGUGUUUGAAGAAAACAAGCCGGUCAACUUCUCCCAGAUCAUCUCCGACAUUCACCAGGAUGGCCGAGUGAUGUUUGUCUGCUGCUCACCCGACAUCUUCAGGAAGUUGAUGGUUGAGUUUCGGCAGGCAGAUCUUCCUCACGAGCAAUAUGUCUUCUUCUACAUCGACGUGUUUGGGGACAGUCUGAACUCCAAACGUGGACAGCCGUGGGCCCGAGGGGACCAGGAUGACGCCGUGGCCAGAGAGGCCUUCCAGAGCGUGAAGAUCCUGACAUACCGAGAGCCACAGAAUCCCGAGUACCGAGAGUUCGUCACCAACCUGAAGACCGACGCCAAGACGAUAUUCAACUACACCGUCAACGACUCUCUGAUGAACAUCAUAGCCGGAGGAUUUUACGACGGUCUGAUGCUCUACGCUCAUGCUCUGAACGAGACACUGUCCAUGUCCGCCGACCGGCCUCCGGGCAGAGUUGUCACCAGGAAGAUGUGGAAUCGAACCUUCCACGGUGUUACAGGACUCGUCCAUCUGGACGAGAACGGAGACAGAGAGACGGACUUUGCUCUAUGGGACAUGAUGGACACCAACAUCAGCACCUUCCAGAUCGUUCUGGUGUACAACAGCUCCGAGGAGCAGCUGACGGCCAGACCUGGAGUCUCGCUGCAGUGGCCUGGCGGAGUCCAUCCCCCUGAUGUCCCUGUCUGUGGCUUCAAGAAUGACAACCCCGUCUGCCUGGCCAAGACCGUCACCAUCCAUCAGAUGGUUUUCAUCGUGGUCGUCUUCAUCUUCACCAUGACGCUCACCAUCGCCAUCUUCAUCUACAGGAGGAUGAAGUUGGAGAGGGAGCUGGUAGCUCAGCUCUGGAGGAUUUCUUGGGACGACAUCCAGAUGAGCAACGUGGACAAAGUGCUGCGGAGCGGCAGCAGGAUCACACUGUCCCUGAGAGGCUCUAACUACGGCUCCCUGAUGACUGCUGAUGGAAACUUGCAGGUUUUUGCGAAGACGGGUUACUAUAAGGGAAACAUCGCAGCCAUCAAGUACACCAACAGGAAACGCAUCGAGCUCAACAGGAAGGUUCUGUUCGAACUCAAACACAUGCGAGACGUUCAGAACGAACACCUGACGAGGUUCAUCGGAGCGUGCAUCGACCCUCCAAACACCUGCAUCAUCACAGAGUACUGUCCCCGAGGAAGCCUGCAGGACAUCUUGGAGAAUGACAGCAUCACUCUGGACUGGAUGUUUAAAUAUUCUCUCAUCAACGACAUCGUCAAGGGCAUGGUGUUCCUCCACAACAGCGUCAUCGUCUCUCAUGGGAAACUCAAGUCGUCCAACUGUGUGGUGGACAACCGCUUUGUCCUGAAGAUUACAGACUAUGGUCUGUCCAGCUUUCAGUCUGAGAGCAACUCAGGAAAAGAUGCUCAUGCCUACUAUGCCCAGAGGCUGUGGAUGGCUCCGGAGCUGCUCCGGAUGGAGUCUCCUCCUCCUCAGGGGACACAGAAAGGAGAUGUCUACAGCUUCGGCAUCAUCCUGCAGGAGGUGGCGCUGCGUCGAGGAGCCUUUUACCUGGACGGAGACCCCCUCAGCCCCAAAGAGAUCGUGGACCGGGUGAUCCUGGGCGAGUGGCCCUGCCUCAGACCCACUGUGGACCCUCAGAGCCACAGUCCCGAGCUGGGUCAGCUGAUGCAGCGCUGCUGGGCUGAGGAGCCCACCGAGAGGCCGGAGUUCAACCAGAUCCGCCUGCUGCUGCGCAAACAGAACAAGGAGUCGAGGACCAACAUCCUGGACAACCUUCUGUCCCGUAUGGAGCAGUACGCCAACAACCUCGAGGAGCUGGUGGAGGAACGAACGCAGGCGUACCACGAGGAGAAACGCAAGGCUGAAGCGCUGCUCUACCAGAUACUACCACAUUCAGUGGCGGAGCAGUUGAAACGAGGAGAGACGGUUCAGGCUGAGGCUUUUGACUCCGUCACUAUCUACUUCAGUGACAUCGUUGGUUUCACAGCGCUCUCUGCAGAGAGCACGCCCAUGGAGGUGGUGACUCUGCUGAAUGACCUCUACACGUGCUUCGAUGCCAUCAUUGACAACUUUGAUGUUUACAAGGUGGAGACCAUCGGCGAUGCCUACAUGGUGGUGUCCGGGCUGCCAGUGAGGAAUGGGAAGCUGCACGGCAGAGAGAUCGCUCGCAUGGCACUCGCCCUGCUGGACGCCGUCCGAUCCUUCAAGAUCCGCCACAGACCAGAGCAGCAGCUGAAGCUGAGGAUAGGAAUACACAGCGGUCCUGUGUGUGCGGGCGUGGUCGGUCUGAAGAUGCCUCGUUACUGUCUGUUUGGGGACACCGUCAACACGUCGUCACGUAUGGAGUCCAGCGGAGAAGCACUGAAGAUCCACGUCUCUGCAGCAACUCGAGACGUCCUGCUGGACUUCAACUGCUUCCAGCUGCAGCUGAGAGGAGACAUCGAGGUCAAAGGGAAAGGACAGAUGACCACCUAUUGGCUGCUGGGAGAGAGCCUCAGCCAAUGACAGGACAGAGGACAGAGAGGUGGACAGACAGAGGACACACAGUAGGACUGCGAGGAGGACUGGCAGAGGACAGAAA